Messenger RNA from Lepisosteus oculatus (spotted gar), 3899 nucleotides. RefSeq names its product TBC1 domain family, member 23 (gene tbc1d23). Lineage: Eukaryota; Metazoa; Chordata; Actinopteri; Semionotiformes; Lepisosteidae. The record is from RefSeq and is a predicted model, not a curated record. Gene Ontology annotation, cellular component: trans-Golgi network. Gene Ontology annotation, biological process: retrograde transport, endosome to Golgi; embryonic brain development.
AGAGGUUUACUUCACGACAGGAGGCUGCUGUUUACGGCAGGCUUGACGUGGACUGCAACUGCAAUGGCGGAGGCUGGCGAGGCUGUGCUCCAGGGCGGCUGGGACCGGGAGCUGGCGGAGGCUCUGGACUCUGGCGGCUGCGACCUGGAGACAGUGAGGAACAUCAUCCAGGGCCGAGAGCUUCCCACCACACAGAGGGCCAAGAUCUGGAAGAUCGCACUGAAUGUGGCGGGGAAGGGAGACAGCCUGGCCUCAUGGGAUGGCUCACUAGACCUGCCCGAGCAGACUCUCAUUCACAACAGGUGCCAGCAGCUGAUCGACCCGCUGUCCAUGUCGGAGGAGGAGAGGUCAUCCGCGCUGGCGGACACCGAGUCGGUCAUCACCUUCUACUGCAAGUCCAGGAACAUCACCUUCACCGCCGAUCUCAGCUGGCCGGACCUUCUCCGGCCCCUGCUGACCCUGCGGCUGCCCCGCAGUGACCUGUACAACUGCUUCUACGCCAUCAUGAAUAAGUAUAUCCCCAGGGACUGCGUGCCAAAGGGCAGGCCCUUCCACUUGUACAGGCUGCUGCUGCAGUAUCACGAGCCCGAGCUCUGCUCCUUCCUAGACACGAAGAAAAUCACACCAGACUCCUACGCCAUGAACUGGCUGGGAAGCCUGUUUGCCAGUCACUGCACGCCCGAGGUCACCCAGGCCAUGUGGGACAUCUACCUGCAGCAGGCCGAUCCCUUCGUCAUCUUCUUCCUCAUGCUCAUCAUCCUCGUCAACGCCAAAGAUAACAUUCUUGCUCAGGAAGGAGACAGUAAAGAGGACAUCAUCAAAAUGCUGGAGAGCUCCCCUGCUCACCUGGAAUGUGAGGACGUUGAGGAUCUCUUCUCUUUGGCCCAGUACUACUACAGCAAGACGCCCUUGUCCCUCAGGAAGGAGAACCAGAACCUGUUUGGCAGCAGCCUGGUGGCUCUGAAGGAGGAGGAGAUGGACCUGAGCCAGGCCCUGUGUCUUCCCGUCUCUGUUCCCGAGAUCCUGCAGGCCAACCAGCAGCAAGGGGAGGGGGUGCGCUUCUUUGUGGUGGACUGCCGGCCGGCGGAGCAGUACAACGCCGGACACCUUUCCACAGCCUUCCACCUGGACUCCGACCUGAUGCUGCAGAACCCCUCAGAGUUCGCCCUGUCGGUAAAGUCCCUGCUGGAGGCUCAGAAGCAAUCGCUGGAGUCGGGCUCCAUCGCCAGCGGGGAGCACCUGUGCUUCAUGGGCAGCGGGCGCGAGGAGGAAGACAUGUACAUGAACAUGGUGCUCGCCCACUUCCUACAGAAAAACAAGGAGUAUGUUAGCAUUGCGAAAGGGGGAUUUAUGGCUCUGCAGCAGCACCUGGCCGACAUCAACGUGGAUGGACCGGACAACGUGUACGUGCACUGGAUCGUCAGCACCUCUGGGGCUCGAGGCAGCCUCAGCUCCGGAGCUGACGGUGAGUCUGUGAAUGGGGCCAGCGAUGGCAAAGGAGUGAAGUCCCUGGUCAACAAGAUGACUUUCGCCCUGAAGUCCAAGUCUGUGAAUGUGAAGGAAAAGGUGAUCAGCUUCAUUGAGAACACCUCCGCCCCUGUGGACAGAAUCUCUUUCAAUCUGCCCUGGCCAGAAAAGGCAGUUCCCGAUAGGCAUGUGAGCAGCAGUGACCGGGUGGGAAAGCCGUACCGCGGGGUCAAGCCUGUGUUCAGCAUCGGGGACGAGGAGGAGUACGACACUGAUGAGAUCGACAGCUCCUCCAUGUCGGAUGACGACAGGAAGGAGAUUGUGAACAUCCAGACCUGGAUAAACAAGCCGGACAUCAAAUACCACGUGCCCUGCAGCGAGGUGAAGGAGACGGGACACAUGUUCCCCAGUCAUCUCCUGGUGACGGCGACACACAUGUACUGCCUGCGCGAGAUCGCCUCCCGGAAGGACUUUGCCUACAUCCAGUCCCGACAGGCGCUGAACUCCGUGGUCAAGAUCACCUCCAAGAAGAAACACCCCGAGCUCAUCACCUUCAAAUUCGGGAACAGCAACUCCGCGGGCGUGGAGGUGCUGGCAGUGGAGAGGUACUUGAUACCCAACGCCGGGGACGCCACCAAAGCCAUCAAGCAGCAGAUCAUGAAGGUGCUGGACGCCCUGGAGAGCUGAUAGCAGUAGGGCCCUGGCGGAGAGGAGGAUAGCGCCACCAACCUGCAGGAGUGAGGAACUGAGAGGGGUCCGUGUCCGCAGGGGAAAGGGGAGCUCAGCUCUCUGGACUGAUUAAAAAAAAAAGAAAGAAACGGUGUUGUCUUCUCCUUGUGUGCCAGCACGGCGAGCUCCGAGAGAUCCCGAGCACUAUAGGAGAGCAAGACGACUCCCGGGAAGAGAGCGCUCGAGAUUCUAAAUUAUGAUAAUUCAAUAAUUCUUCACGGUUUAAUUUUCUUUGGAUCUUAAGAAAAAAGAUUUAAAAGAUGCAGUGUAUUAUUAUAGCUCCUCUUACCUUCUGUUUCUAGUGUUGACCUCUAGCCUUAAUGAGAACAGGUGCAAAACAGUUUGUGAGCACUCCAGUCCAAGCUAGGACAGUUGUUCAGUGAGGAGCUCUGCGAAACACUUGGUUGGAUAUUUGAUCACUGAAAAUUGACUAGUUUUUGUUUUUAACAACCAGCAAUCUUUUCAUUUGACUAACCUGCUUGAAUUUCACAGAGAUUUCUUUUUCUUAACCAUUGCUGGACAAGUACUAGAGAGCGCAGGAGUCACUGGGAGAACAGGCCCUCUCUGCUGCUUUGGGAUCCUGAAUGAGUGAGUUCUACUCCAGUGUUUAGGCAGUGCCAGUGUACAUGAGAACCCUGUGCCGUUUCUGUAGUGGUGAUUAAGUCACUCUUCAUUCGAUUGACGGAUCUAGGGAAAGACUAACUGUCCAGUUUGCUCAGGCCAGCUCCUGUGUACACAUGCUUGUAAAUGAAAUAUGAUAAAGUUCUGAUUCCUUGUUAAAUCAUUUUGAUACCUGUCCUUAUAAGCUUCUAGCCUUAACCCAUACCUUGCUGUGAAUUUAGGUGAAACCCUAUAAAUAUUUACUGUAUAUAUUUUACACUUGUGUUAACUCUAAACCACAAACACCAGACCUGGAAGAAGUGCAUUCUGGGAAGAAACAAAUUUCCAGUUGAGAACUCCCACACAAGGAAGGGGACCGAUGUGGGAUUGACAGGAUAUUGUGGGCACCCACCAUGAACUCAAGACUAUCUCCCUUCCUGUGUCCGGCUUCAGUCUCGCCAUCCUCAUCCCAGUCUUGGCUCCAGAUUUUAAAUUUCUGGAGCUCUCCAUGGGCACAGAAGGGGACCCCAGGGGUUUCUGCCGCUCUGCUCUGGCAAGAAAAGAAAGCCUCCACCCCUGCCUGCAGCUGACAGGCCUCAAGUGAAUUUAAGUGUAACAAUAUAAAUAUUUACUGUAUAUAUUUUACACGUGUUAACUACAAAUCACAAACAAUAGAUCUGGAAGAGUGGAUGUGACCGCACCACCAUAAAUCUAAACAGCAGGUGUGAUGACAGGGAAGCAUGAUUUUAUUUGUUAAACCAGUUCUUAAAAUCUUCCUUCCCUGCAGUCUGUAUACGAAUUUCAGUGCACUGUAGCAGUUCCCUACGUGGACAAGCGGGGACAAGCAGUUAAAUCUACAGACCUGUAUAGUGUGCAAACACUGGCGUGGGGGGAGAGGAGACACAGGUGUUCAUGGAUAACUCAUGGGGAAUAUUUUGUUUUCCUCCCACAACUAUUUUCAAAUAACCCUCAUUAAUAGGCUUCAGCUUUUCCUAUCUGUAAAAAUUUGUAGUCAUUGUUUUGUGUAAACUGCACCUUAAAGUUGUUUUUGUUUUUUAGGGGGGGGAACCCUCUGUUGUACUUUAAUAAAUCUACAAAGCAAA